UGUGUGUGUGUGUGUGUGUGUGUGUGUGUGUGUGUGUGCAUGCACGCACACCUCCUUUCAGUUUCCCCUCCUACUUCCCAGCGAUAUAGUUAAACUUUCGAGUGGCAGUGGAGUCCAUAAGAGCAGGAUCUUUAAAGCGUGCACUGCAGGACUGUCUGCCUCGUUCCCCCCCCUCCCCCGUGGACUCAUGGAGUACUACUGCACCCUGCUGCUGUGGACAUGGGCCAUGCUGCCAGGACUCCGUGUCUGUUUCAACAUCGACACCAGGAACCCCAGGAUCAUCAAGGGCUCCAGAACAGCUCAGUUUGGGUACACCGUGCAGCAGCAUCAGGCAGGUGGACAGAAGUGGUUACUAGUUGGAGCUCCAUUUGAAACCAACGGCCAAUACCAGACAGGGGACGUCUACAAAUGCCCACUGAGCAAGAGGUCCAGAGGUGGCUGCUCCAAGCUCAAUUUAGGAAGGAUAUCCUUGACUAAUGUGUCAGAGCGCAAGGACAAGAUGAGGCUAGGAAUGACUCUGGCGUCCAACCCCAAGGACAACAGCUUUGUGGCCUGCGGUCCCCUUUGGUCCCAUGAGUGCGGCAGCUCCUAUUACAGCACCGGCAUCUGCUCCCGGGUCAACGCCAGCUUCAAGUUCUCCCGCACCAUCGCCCCCGCGUUCCAGAGGUGUGACAACUACAUGGACAUUGUGAUUGUUUUGGAUGGAUCCAACUCUAUCUACCCUUGGACAGAUGUGCAGGAGUUUCUUAUCAACAUCCUACAGAAGUUCCACAUUGGACCAGGACAAAUACAGGUCGGAGUGUUACAGUACGGUGAGAAGGUGGUUCAUGAGUUCCACCUGAAUGAUUUCCGCUCCGUGGAGGAGGUGGUGAAAGCAGCCCGCAAAAUUGAUCAGCGAGGUGGGGAGGAAACGCGGACGGCGCUUGGCAUCGAAAUGGCACUGUCGGAGGCUUUUAAGCAGGGGGGUCGACGUGGUGCCAAGAAGGUGAUGAUCGUUAUUACAGAUGGAGAGUCACACGACAGCAAUGACUUGCAGCGGGUGAUUGAGGAGAGCGAAGACGAAAAUAUCACCCGCUACGCCAUCGCUGUCCUGGGCUACUACAACCGACGUGGGAUCAACCCAGAGGCCUUCCUGAAUGAGAUCAAGUACAUUGCCAGCGACCCCGAUGACAAGCAUUUCUUCAAUGUGACAGAUGAAUCUGCAUUGAAGGACAUUGUUGAUGCACUUGGGAACAGGAUUUUCAGUUUAGAAGGAACAAACCAGAAUGAGACGUUUGGCCUCCAGAUGUCCCAGGCAGGUUUCUCCUCUCACAUUGUGGAGGACGGGAUCCUUGUGGGGGCGGUGGGGGCGUAUGACUGGAACGGUGCGGUGCUGAAGGAGACUCGCAUGGGGAGGGUGAUUCCUCCAAAAUCCUCCUAUCAGAAAGAGUUUCCCGAGGAGCUGAAGAACCAUGGCGCAUACCUAGGCUACACCGUGUCAUCUGUGGUGUCUGCCAAGGACGGCAGGCUCUUUGUGGCAGGAGCUCCACGCUUCAACCACACCGGCAAGGUCAUCAUCUUCACCCUGACCAACACUGGCAACCUCACCAUCAUUCACUCCCUGAAGGGACACCAGAUUGGGUCCUACUACGGAAGCGAGAUUGCACCAGUGGACAUCGACGGAGAUGGAAUAACGGAGCACCUCUUGGUGGCAGCUCCCAUGUUCUUUGGAGGCGGGUGGGAGAGGGGCAAAGUCUACAUCUACAGGGUGACAGAGCAGCCCCGGUUUAUCCUGGACGGGGAACUAGAGAUCGUGGACAGGGGGCAGAAUUCUCGAUUCGGGUCCUCAAUAGCCCCCGUCCCGGACCUCAACGGGGACCGAUAUAGUGAAGUGGUGGUUGGCGCACCACUGGAGGAUGACCACCGGGGAGCCAUAUACAUCUUCUUCGGCCAGCGUGAUGGAAUAUUGCAACAGUACAAGCAGAGGAUUGGUGCAGCAGACCUCUCAUCUAGCUUGAAGUAUUUUGGCUGCAGUAUUCAUGGAAAGAUGGACCUCAACGAGGACGGACUGGUGGACCUGACGGUGGGCUCCCUCGGGGCGGCUGUGCUGCUCUGGUCAAGGAGUGUCGUUCGCAUCUAUGCCAACGUUCGGUUUGAACCCUCCAAGAUAAACAUCUUCAACAAGGACUGCCACCGAGGGGGCAAAGAAGUGACCUGCAUGUCAGCCAUCGUGUGUCUCAAUGUAACAGCCCAGACUCCCAUUCUGCCAAAUAGCAAAGUGGCCUUGAGUUACAGCGCCUUCAUUGAGGACCGCCGCUACACCCCUCGGGCUCUGCUAGAUGACAAUGAGAAGCAACAGUCCCGAAACCUCACCCUGCUUCCUGGGACGGAGUCCUGUGACCAUGUCUACUUUCAUGUCUUGGAAACAGCCGACUACGUGCGACCCAUAGUCUUCACGGUGGAAGUAAACCUUCAGAACCCCAACGUGGGCCCCGUGCUGGACGACAGCUGGCCAACCACGGUCAGGACUGAGCUCCCCUACUGGAAUGGGUGUGACGAUGAUGACCACUGCAUGCCUGACCUAGUCCUGCACAGUCAGUCUGAUCUGUUGGAUAGUAGGCAGUUCUGUGGGCAGGCAGUGCGCUCUGGGGCCAUUGUCUGUCAACAGCAGUGGACAGGGAAGGAGUCCGAGCGAGUGAUUGAGGGAUCACGCAGGAGGAUGGUGGUGGAUGCUCGCCUGGAGAACCGCGGUGAAAAUGCCUACAGUGCCCAACUCAACAUCUCGUACACAGCUAAUCUGCGCUUCUCCAGCUUGAUCGUCAAGGACAGCUCAGACAUCAAGAUUGAGUGCCGUACCAAUGGCAAGCAAAGGCAUGAGAAGACCUGCAAUGUCAGUUCGCCCUUCAUGAGAUCCCAGGCUCAGGUGCUUUUCCGCCUGGAGUUUGAAUUUAGCCGGACAGUGUUCCUUGACCACGUGCAAAUAAUACUGCAGGCCAGCAGCGAUGGGGAAGAAGUGAACACAGCUGACAACUACAAUGACAUAUUUCACCCUCUGAAAUACGAAGCUGACCUCCUCUUUACGAGGGACUCAAACCCCUCUCGCUGUGAGAUCAAGUCUGAGCGCUCUCUGGAAAAGCCUGCCAGCUGGAGGCCACCUUUUAACUUCACCUUCCAGAUACAGAACCUUGGCUUUUUCCCUGUGAGAGAUUUGCAGCUGAAUAUUGAAAUUCCUGAUAUGACCAAAAGCAUAAACCAGGUUCUACAGAUAGCAGACUUCUAUACUGAUGAGACAGAUGGAACACACUGCAUCCCCCAACUUAAUGUGACUCAGAGCCAGGACUCCCCUGAGGACAUCACCCCUUUCCCACAGCUGAAUAUGUCCAGCAGCAUCACAGUUCCUGUCCAGUGCAGCAUCAGCCUACCACCCCACAGGACCAUCACUGUGAGAAUCAGUGGCAGCCUGCACAUAGAUGCCCUGAGCUCUGUGAAGUUCAAGACUCUGAAGCUGGUGACGACGGCCUUCAUAGAGCUGAGCCCAUCCAGCCCCAUGUUUCUCUUGGAAGAGAGACCCACGCGACACAUAAUCCUAGAGAUUAGAAAGGAAGAAGAUCAGAGGAUUCCCAUCUGGAUUAUAAUUGGAAGCACACUGGGGGGACUCUUGUUACUGGCUCUGCUCAUCUUGGCCUUGUGGAAGCUUGGGUUCUUCCAGCGGCAGAAGCGGCAGCAAGAGGGAGGGCAGGAGGUGAAUGGGAAGCUGGCGGAAGAGCGCUAAGGCCGCCUGCUGCGGCUGGCCCAAACUCAGGGACCAUCAGGGAUGGAGGCCACAGACAGCUCUGAGUCAGUAAGGGAGGGACGACUGCUUUGUGCCCUGGGAGUACUGGUCCCCCACGAAGACACACUGCCAACCCACAACCAGACAAGCACAGUUCAGCCUGCCCACUCAUUUCCUCGAGACCAGUCUGUUCCCAUCCUUCCUCCACGCUCCAAGCGCUGAAUUCUCCUCCCCACGUGGUGGAAAGCAAUGCAGGGCCCUUACUACAUGCCCUUACCACAGAAUAGUUGCUUCUACUGGGCAGAUAAGGACUGAGCUUUGAGUGUAAAUCGCCAAUCUCUAACUAACUACUAAAGAUAAUGCUCUGUUGCUGUGGCCUCCCUCAUCGCAAACCUCCGGUCCGAUUCUGUACCUGUCGCUUCUGUCAUCUUUCGUUUAUGCAAGUGGAUGUAUCUGAACCUGGUGGCCCCCGGUGCACCUGGCAGGAAACGAGGAGCCCGUUGGUUUAAGAGUGAUGGGAUCGGCAGGAGCUGGCUCAGUUUCAGGAACUGCGUGGCCUUGCAGCGGAGGACUGAACUCAGGCACUGGACAGAUCAGCUCAGAUCUCACAGCAGUAGCAUCAGGAGGCAGUUUCUUCAGCACACAAGAAACUGCAUGACAUUGCUGACACUUUCCCUAUCAAUCCCUGUGAGGAACUGGUAUCCAGAUCUAGCAUUAUAUGAUAACCCAUACUUCUCUAUUAAUGAGGAGGAAGAGUUUCCUAGUUUUUUAUCUGUAUUUUUUAAAAGAUAUC
This is a messenger RNA of Scleropages formosus (Asian bonytongue), 4544 nucleotides long. It is a transcript of the gene itga11a, whose product is annotated as integrin, alpha 11a. The record is from RefSeq and is a predicted model, not a curated record. The transcript has 30 exons. Gene Ontology annotation, cellular component: external side of plasma membrane; integrin complex. Gene Ontology annotation, molecular function: integrin binding. The coding region runs from base 188 to 3751 and encodes 1187 amino acids. Lineage: Eukaryota; Metazoa; Chordata; Actinopteri; Osteoglossiformes; Osteoglossidae. Gene Ontology annotation, biological process: cell-matrix adhesion; integrin-mediated signaling pathway; cell adhesion mediated by integrin.